UUGAGAGCAAAUAGUUUUGAAAGAUACUAAUCCUACAUAUUUGUUACAAGACUAACCUUGUAUAUAGUAAGAAUAAGUUAAUAGAAAUAAGGCGUUUAAAUGUAAGAGAUUGUGAUAAAAGAGUUGCGGUGCUUUAAGCAUGAAGGUAGAGAAAGAAAUGGGUGGAGUGAGCACAGACGUUCGAGGGGCGAGAGUGGAAGGAUGAGGGAUCGGAAGAUGGCGGCGGAAGAGUGACACGUGAUACGUUUGAGCUCCUGAAAUAUUGGCUGUUUUAGUGCACGAUUGGAUAAUUUUUAGGCAAGAGUGACAGUUUAGUUUGUUAGUGAUUAGAUACUUUAGUAUAAUAUUAUUGGUAGGUGAGAUUUUUCAGUAAGGAAGGAGGAGAGUUGAUGAAAGUAAAAGGCCUCCCUGGUUGGCCUAGAACCAGGGAAACGAGAAAAGAAGGGGAAGAAGGGGAAAGGAGGAGAGAGAGCAAGGUGGAGGAAAGGAAAGAGGAACAGGAGAAAUGGGAAGAAGAAAUGAGUUCUGAAGAGGGAGAAAAGGAAGAGGAUAUGAUAAAGAAGAACGAGGAGAGAAAAGGAGGACAAGCAGAGGUGGAAAAGGAGGACAAUAGUUUACUAAAAAGCUUAAGAAAAGACUGGGCUUUAAAAUAUUUGGCAGAAGAGGAAAAGGCGGUUCUAGAGGCGUCCAAAAGGGAAUGCAAAGGAAAGGAAAACGAGGAGGAGAAAGACGUGAAAGGAGGAGAGAAUAAAAUGGAGAUGGAAGAGAGGAAGAAAAGGGGAAGAGAAGUGGAAGAGGAGGAAGAACAUCAGGAGGGGAGAGGCAGGAAGGAGAAAAGAAGGGAAGAGAAAGAGUCAGGAAAUGACGUAUCAGACAUGGAAGAUAGAGAGACCAAUGAGAUAACGCCGACUGGGGAUUUUAAGGAUGACGCGAAGCAGGGAUUGGCAAGCGUGGCGACGGUGGCGCCAACGAAGGAGAUACGGAGGCGUGGGGAAGUGAAUGGUGAAGGAGAAAGAAUCGGCCAUUCUUUUAGCAAGCGUAGAGAAGUAAGUAUUGUAGAAGUGAACAAGGAGAGUUUUGAGAUUAUCGGGGAGGAAGGAAAGGACGAUAGUGAAGGUAAAGAGAACAAUUAUAAUGUAGAAAUAGACAUUAACAAAAAUAGGAUAAUAGAAAGUAGAAAUAAGACGAUAGAAAAUAAGAAUGGGGAAAGCGUGAUCGAAGCAACACGUGGUGACGGUGAAAAUUAUACGCAGCACGUGGCCCCUAGAGAGGGAAACAUUAGGAAUAAAAGAGAAAGAACAGUUGAUUUGUACGAGGAAGGACUUGUAAGAGAGAAAUAUGUGGUGUGCUGUGUCCUUAACAUGACAACGACAAAAAGAAAGGGAGGAAGCGAACCACCUAUUGAAGAAAUAUAA
This is a messenger RNA of Megachile rotundata (alfalfa leafcutting bee), 1415 nucleotides long. RefSeq names its product histone-lysine N-methyltransferase, H3 lysine-79 specific-like. The record is from RefSeq and is a predicted model, not a curated record. NCBI's taxonomy places the organism in Eukaryota, Metazoa, Arthropoda, Insecta, Hymenoptera, Megachilidae.